Messenger RNA from Fusarium vanettenii 77-13-4, 1056 nucleotides. RefSeq lists its product as uncharacterized. NCBI's taxonomy places the organism in Eukaryota, Fungi, Ascomycota, Sordariomycetes, Hypocreales, Nectriaceae. The transcript has 2 exons. The record is from RefSeq and is a predicted model, not a curated record. The coding region runs from base 1 to 1056 and encodes 351 amino acids.
AUGUAUCCAGACUGGCCUGAGUCUACCUCCGACUUGGUACCGCUCCCGCACUGCGACGGUCCCAAGCUGGAGCCUUUUGACUUUCAGGGUCCCCAGAAGAUGGAAUUCCUCGAAUUCGUCUACGAAGAUGAUUGGCCAUCCCCCGUAAACAAAUGGGACUCGGACGAUAGAGAUGCUUUCACCCAUCUUGCAAACUACGCAGAGCCGUUCAACAGUGAAUGUCGGGCCUACGGCCGCCUCAGGGAAGCCGACUGCGAACACCUAGCCAACAGGUGCUUUGGCUAUCUUUUGCUGGAAGAGGAGAACGAACGGGCCAUGAUGAACAAGUUCAAGGACCACAGGAUCGACUUCAACGGCAACAUCUUGUUCCCUGGUGGCCUGGAUAUGCGAGGCCGGUUUCUAGGUAAAGAUGGGAGGCCACCACCAAUCCGGGGCAUCAUCAAGGAGUUCGGCCAGCCUGAGAAAGAGCUGAGCAUGAGAACUCUGCGCAGCAUUCUCAAGGACGUGAUCCAGAUGCAGCAGCUUGGUAUCAUCAGGCUGGACGUCGCUGAUAGACAGUUCAUCAACGGCAAGAUGGCCGACUUUAGCACCGCCAUCACGUUCCCGCACUUCAUCACCAGUCCCGAGCUGAACCCACACCUCACACCCGAGAUGGCGGCUGCCAUGGAACUGGAGACUCUUCUGUUCAGCCGCAAAGACUAUGAAGAAUUCGACCAGAUGGUGGGGAUGUGGAACUAUGAAAACCCCAGCCAUCAACGCUCCUUCUUCUCGCUCCCUGGGGGGGAUGACGGGUUGAAGUAUAAUCUGAGAAGUCUACCAUCUCGAAACAGGCUCUACUCGCUUGUUGAUCCAAGAUUGUACGACAGGAAGAGCAGUAGGGGGGGACUGGACGGGAAGGUCACCAAGGGGCGCCGACGGCCUUGCGCGAAACCCCCCAGAUGGUACUAUGACGGCAGCCUGGAUGCUGCCAAGGUAAUCAGCAACAUGAGGUUUGAAUUCCUGCACAAUUGGUACUACAAGGAUGGGUAUGCUUUCCCAAAAGAGGUAAAAUGGUGA